Drosophila eugracilis is the source of this 250-nucleotide messenger RNA. RefSeq lists its product as uncharacterized. The coding region runs from base 83 to 250 and encodes 55 amino acids. NCBI's taxonomy places the organism in Eukaryota, Metazoa, Arthropoda, Insecta, Diptera, Drosophilidae. The record is from RefSeq and is a predicted model, not a curated record. The transcript is spliced from 2 exons.
UUUCCAUUGGGUUUAUUUUUUUCCUGAAUAACUCCUUUAUACUGCCCAGUGAGGCUUAAAAUUUAACUUUCCGACAUUUGUCAUGUUUUGUUUGUCUGGUGUUUUGGUUUCCCUGUUGGCGCAUUUAUACCCAAAGAAGGCAAAAGGAUUUAUAACCAAACAACAAACGGAAAGGAAAGCAAGGAAAGUAUUCAGGAAAAACAAGACAUCGAUAACUGGGUGCAGAGGAAGAAAGUUAAAAAGCUUUUAA